Messenger RNA from Lycium barbarum (goji berry), 3317 nucleotides. RefSeq lists its product as uncharacterized. Gene Ontology annotation, molecular function: protein dimerization activity; DNA binding. The record is from RefSeq and is a predicted model, not a curated record. NCBI's taxonomy places the organism in Eukaryota, Viridiplantae, Streptophyta, Magnoliopsida, Solanales, Solanaceae. The coding region runs from base 363 to 2594 and encodes 743 amino acids. The transcript is spliced from 4 exons.
GUGUGGCCGGUUCAAGGAAAGAAACAAGAACCGAAUUCUGUAGGGCUUAGGCCGUUGCCUAUGACCAAAAAUGACAGGAUACUGAAACUCCCGGUUCUCUUGCCUUAGUAAACCGGUCCAAACCCUCACCAUUCUCAAGUCAACCCGAGCUUUUGUUCUCCCGAUUUACAAUCUCAACCGGUCAUCCUUCGACUCUCUCUUUCCCUAUUAAAAUAAAAUAAAAAAAAACAAUCUUGCAAUCCCUAACUCGGUUUCUCCCAUCUUUCUAGCGAACCAACAAUUUUACAAGUAAGUCUUCAUUUUUACGCCUUUACAUUAUUCAUUUUUAUUUUAAGUAUAUAUAGAAUAGAUUGAAGGGUAUAAUGGGUUCUAACUUGGAACCGGUGGCAGUUACCUCACUAAAACAUGACCCAGCAUGGAAACAUUGUGAAAUGUAUAUGAAUGGGGAGAGGGUGCAGUUAAAGUGUAUAUAUUGUGGUAAAAUAUUUAAGGGUGGUGGAAUUCAUAGGAUUAAAGAACAUCUUGCUGGUCAGAAAGGUAAUGCAUCUACUUGUUUGAGAGUUCAACCUGAUGUUCGCCUUCUUAUGCAAGAGAGCUUAAAUGGUGUUGUAAUGAAGAAGAGAAAAAAACAAAAACUUGCUCAGGAAAUAUCAACUUAUAAUAAUAAUGGUGUAUUUACUGAUACUUGUGGCCUCCAAGUUGACUUGCUUCCAAUACCCGAAACAGAAACCUCUAAUUUGUUUUUGAAUCGAGACGAAGGAGGAGUUGGUGGUAGGAAGAAAAAAAGUAGGAUUAGAAAAGCCUCUUCCUUAGUUAAUAAUAAUAAUAAUGCUAUGGCUGUAGCGAUUAAUCAGUCGAAAAGAGUGAACAAUCAUGUGCAUAUGGCAGUAGCCAGAUUCCUUUUAGAUGCAAGGGUGCCUCUUGAUGCUGUAAAUUCCGUUUAUUUCCAACCGAUGAUUGAUGUGAUCGCUUCCCAAGGAACACAAGUUGCAGGCCCUUCUUACCAUGAUCUCAGAAGUUGGGUUCUAAAAGCUUCAGUUCAAGAUGUGAGGCAUGACAUUGAUCAAUGUUCAACCACCUGGGCAAGGACUGGUUGUUCUCUUUUGGUUGAUGAGUUUAUUACAGGGAAGGGUAAAAUAUUGGUAAACUUUUUGGUCUACUGCCCCGAAGGGACAAUGUUUUUGAGGUCUGUGGAAGCGUCUACCCUAAUUAAUUCUACAGAUUCUCUAUAUGAGUUGCUUAAGGAGGUAGUGGAGGAAGUUGGUGUGAGAAAUGUGUUGCAAGUAAUAACUAGUAAUGAGGAGCGAUACGUUAUUGCUGGGAAAAGACUCACUGAUGCUUACCCUACACUCUUUUGGACUCCUUGUGCUGCUCACUCCAUUGACUUGAUGCUCGAGGACAUAAAAAAGGUUGAGUGGAUCAGUACUAUAAUGGAACAAGCCAAGUCGAUAUCAAGAUUCAUCUACAACAAUAACGUUCACUUGAGUAUGAUGAGAAAGUUCACCUUUGGAGUUGACUUGGUUGAUUUUGGAGUUACACGCUCGGCAACCGACUUUUUGACACUAAAAAGAAUGGUAAAUAUCAAACACAAUCUGCAAUCGAUGGUUACUUCAAUGGAGUGGAUGGAGAGCCCAUAUUCAAAGAAACCAGAGGGGUUUGCCGUGCUAGAUUAUAUCAAUAAUCAGUCCUUUUGGUCUACUUGCAGCUUGAUUACCCGCUUGACAGAUCCCUUCUUGAGGCUUUUAAGGAUAGUCUGCAGUGAGGAGAGGCCUGCAAUGGCGUAUGUUUAUGCAGGGCUCUAUCGAGCAAAAGAAACAAUUAAGAAAGAGUUUGUCGAUAAGAAGGAAUACUCAGUUUAUUGGAAUAUUAUAGAUCACAGGUGGGAACCACUUGAACGACAUCCUCUUCAUGCUGCAGGGUUUUACCUCAAUCCCAAGUUUUUCUAUGCCACUGAGGAAGACGUGCACCUCCAUAUCAGAUCACUUGUAUAUGAUUGUAUAGAGAAGUUGGUUCCUGAUCCUAAAAUCCAAGACAAAAUUGUGAAAGAAACUACUUCUUACCACAACUGUGCUGGAGAUUUUGGGAGGAAAAUGGCAGUGAGAGCCAGAGACACUCUUUUUCCUGCUGAGUGGUGGUUAAAUUAUGGUGGAGGAUGCUCAAAUUUGACUCGCUUGGCCAUCCGUAUUCUCAGUCAAACAUCAAGUUUGAUCAGGUCCAAGCCAGGUCGAAUUCCUUUAGAAGAGAUGCAUGAAACAAAAAAUUGCAUCGAGCAUCAAAGACUUAAUGAUCUGGCUUUUGUUCAGUACAACCUGUGGCUGAGGCAAAGCAAUAGGAAGAACAUGGAGCCAGAUUCUAUGGACUCUAUUUCCUAUGACAAAAUGGAACUUGUCCAUGAUUGGGUUUCCAGGAGGGAACUAAGUUCGGAGGACAUGGAAAGUUCAGACUGGAUGACAGUUGACCCACCUUCGGGCAGCAUAGUUCCCUUAGGUCCAUUAAUUGAUGAUAUUGAAGCCUUAGGUGCAGGUUUUGAUGAUUUUGAAAUUUUUGGUGGGCCAAAAGAUAAUGAAGAAGAGAUUGGAGAGGAGACACUGUAAAUGAGUGAACUUUUGAUAUUGAAGAUUUUCCUUCUGUUGGAAGGAAAAUGGGAAGAUUAUGCUGAGUCAGGCAUGGUGGCUUACCUGGACUAUAGUUUUAAGCCAUAGCAAAAAGCAGUUUGAGGUUUUGGUGCUGAUGCUCAGCGGCUAUGUGCUAUUCCUGUACACAAACUUGUUUUCUUUGCGUCUUCCCUUUACUCCUGUGGCAAUCUCAUGUAGCAUGUGACAUAGACGUUUUUCUUUUCAGAUGGAAAACUGUUGCCUGUUGGAGAGGCCUUGUUUGUUGAAUGGUGUGACCAAUUGAGGAUCUGGGAUCAGUCAGAGAAGUGAUUGGUGUCUCAAAAUGCAGAGCAGUUGUAUCACUUCUGCUCUAAAGUAAUAUAUUGGGAGGGAGAAAUCUUCUUUCUGAACCUGGUUCUGUUUUUCUCUAGUUUCCUCCUGCAUUUAUUCUCGGUGACGUUCCAGGGCAUACGAGUGGAGUCUUUUCUUGCAUAUCUGGAAAUUACAUCAAAUUUUUAGAGUGUGCAAAUUGAGCCAGAAUGUUUUCCUGCUUUUCCAAAGACCGAUUGGAUUUUACAUUUAUCAUAUGCUCAUAUUUGUGAAUAUACACAAACUGCCUUUGAGGUCUCAGAUCCCAUGUUCUCUCUUUUCACUAGCUUCAGCUGUAUUCAUGGUGAAUAUCCUUUCGAGAAAUGUCAUUAUUGGUCACUUGCUUUCUUUUUC